AUGUCCAACCAAAGACCCGGCGAUCAUAUGUCGCUCGGCUUCCCGCCGCAGUCGGUCUCUCUUCAGACUCGAACCGGUUCGCCUACAAGCACAUCACCGAAUGAUCCGACCUCUGCCGGUGCCAUCCGCUCUCCUUUCGGCCUGUCAUCGGGACUGGGACAGUCUUCCAAGAUGGCUGGCGCUUCGCGGUCGGGCAAUGGUUCGCCAUCCCACGAUAUGGCGUCCUCUGGCCGGCUCUUUUCAAAACGCGCCCGCGAGAUCCAAGCCCAGGAAGGCAUCUCGGGAUUGCCGGUAAACCCAUGGGGUGGGCCCCCGACCAGCGGCAACUCGACCCCUCUUCGAGAGAACAUCCCGGAGUCGCCCACCGACGGCUUCCCGGACUUCACCCAGUUGCCCACUCCGGACAGCUUGCCCCAGACUCGGCGUGCUCGUGCCGGCACCGUGCCGUCUAGAUUUCCUGCCGGUGCCGGGGUCAAUGGCAUGCUGAAUAUCCCGGCCUUGGCUUCCAAGACCUCGCGCCCUUCUCCGUCGCAUACGCCGUUCAAGUCUCCCUCUCCCGGCAUUGAACAAGCCGAGGGCUCAGCUUCAACGCUUCUUUCCAGGCUGAGGGCUGGUUCUAUGCCUCAGCGCAGCCCGUUCGCCCAGGUACCCGGCACAAGCUCGCCAUUCGGCGUUUCCAUCUUCAGCAGCUGGACGCCUACUGGUCGUGAAAGAGGCAACACUCUGGCCAGCAUCGCAAGUGUGCCAUCCAACAACCCCAGUUCUCCAACCCAGUCGCACUUCUCUCGCGAAGGCGCGGGCGAGAACGAUGUCCAUAUGAGGACUUUGGACUACCUUGGCCUGGCAGAGACACCGCAGCCUCCUCGCGCUCAGCUUGCCACCCCGUACAUGCCGACCUAUGUCGAUUUUACUAAGGCCGCGAACAGGUUCCGCUCUUAUUCGGUCAACAACAAGGAUAAAUACGCUGACGAGGAAGAUGAUUAUGAUGAAGAUCCGUUGACCAUAAUGGAGAACCAAUACGCUCAGCUUCAGGAUCAACUAGCUGCCACCAACGCAGCUAUUCAACAGCAUAACCUCGCCGUACAGGCAUUCCAAGCUGCCCGUCCGCGUGCCAGGACAGCCGGUGUUCUGGACACUCCUGCCAGCAGGAUUCUUCGUAACUACAUUCCAACUCCCUCUCGGCUUGACGCUUCUAUUACAGCUGCCGACAUUCAGUUGCCGGAGGAGAGACAGUACGAAGAUUUGCCCCAGGCCGUCGCUGCCAUGACUCUGGGAAGAUCGAACAGCCGUAACAACAACGGCUUGCUCAGCGCCGAGGAGCCCAACAUGGAGGGCCCAACAAGCGCCUUGUGGCUCGGCAGCAUCCCUACGUCCACCACGACCUCUACGCUUACUGAGAUGUUCAAGUCGUAUGGUCCCAUUCUCUCCGCUAGAGUGCUGACCCACAAGAACUGCGGCUUCGUCAACUUUGAAAGAGUGGACAGUGCCAUCAACGCCAAGGCCAACAUGAACGGAAAGGAGAUUUUCCCUGGUGCUGGUCCCAUUCGUAUCAACUUUGCUAAGCCGCCUUCCGCGUCCAACACUCCCGGCCACGAUGGAGCCUUCCCUUCCCCUAGCCCUGAUCCGUUUGCUAAGGGACAGGAAAAUGGUCAAAACGGCAGCACUGGCGCAUCUGGUGAUGCUUCCCCGACACCCUUGGCCGGAAACGCCAUCCCCACCGUGGCACCUCUCUCUGAGAUGACCGUCGACAUCCUUAACAUCGUCCAGCAGUUUGGCGCGACCGAGGAGGACAAGUACAAGAUUUCCGCCAACCUCCAGAACGCCAUUCAGUUCGAUAACUUUAUCGAUGAGAUUCCCCCCAUCAAGGAGCCCGCCCACACCCGCGUUCACGAUGCUCCCAAGCUCCGUGAUAUUCGCAAGCGGAUUGAUAACCAGACCUUGUCUCAGCAGGAGAUCGAGAACAUUGCUAUCGAGAUGCUUCCUGAAAUUGCUGAGCUGGCGUCGGAUUAUCUUGGUAACACUGUUGUCCAGAAGCUCUUUGAGCACUGCUCUGACUCCGUUCGCGACCAAAUGCUUGCUGAGAUUGCACCUCAUAUGGCUGAGAUUGGCGUACACAAGAACGGUACUUGGGCUGCCCAGAAGAUCAUCGAUGUCUGCAAGACGCCCCAGCAGCUGAACCUCAUCGUUGAGAACCUGCGUCCCUAUACGAUCCCCUUGUUCCUUGACCAGUAUGGCAACUACGUCCUUCAGGGCUGCCUGAAGUUCGGCCCUCCCUACAAUGACUUCAUCUUUGAGACCAUGCUCAGCAAGAUGUGGGAGGUUUCCCAAGGCCGUUACGGCGCUCGUGCCAUGAGGGCAUGCCUGGAAAGUCAUCACGCUACCAAGGAUCAGCAGCGGAUGCUCGCAGCUGCCAUUGCCCUUCAUAGCGUACAGCUUGCCACUAACGCCAACGGUGCCCUACUCCUGACUUGGUUCCUCGAUACCUGCACGUUCCCGCAGCGCCGCACAGUCUUGUCGCCGCAGCUCGUUCCUUACCUGUUGCAUCUGUGCACUCACAAGGUCGCGUACCUGACCGUCCUGAAGGUGAUUAACCAGAAGGCGGAGGCUGAUGCCAGGGACACUAUUCUUAAGGCUUUGUUCUUCACUCAGAACGACCAGGUUCUGGAGGCAAUCCUCAGCGACCACGCCUGUGGUGCGACGCUCAUCUUCAAGGUCUUGACCACUCCCUUCUUCGACGAGACCAUCCGGACUCAGGUUGUUGAGAACGUGAAGAAUGUCUUGAUUCGCAUCAAGGCGCAGCCUGGCCAGGGUUAUAAGCGUUUGAUGGAUGAAGUUGGAUUGUCUACUCGGAGCGGUGGGAGCAACAGCAACAACGGAAACAACACUCGUGAGCACACCAACAAUAACAGCAACAACACCAACAAUAGUGAAAGGCAGCGUCCUACAUCUCGCCAGACCCCUCAACAUCAGCAGCAAAACCAGCAGCAGCAGCAGCAGCCUCAGCCGGCACAGCAGGCGCAGCAGCAGCAACCUGGUCAGUUUACCCCUGGCCCGGGUCAGUACUAUAACCCAUUGAAUGUUGGCGCCCCCAACUACAAUGACAUGGCUUUCGGCAUUCCUAGAAGCGAGGGCCUGGAGAUCCCCCAGCAGUUCCCUGCUUUCGUUCCUCAAGGACAAAUGUACGGUGGAGCCGCCACACCGAUGGCCCCCGCCACUGCUCUCCAGCAAAUGCAGUACCAGCAGAGCAUGAUGGCACGCGGCGCACCUCCCAUGAACAACUACUACCCAGCUGGUAUGCCCGCCGGGUUUGGUGGUUUCCAGACCCCGAGCCCCUCGAUCGACCAGUAUCGCGGCACUCAAGCUGCCAUGUCCAACGGCAGCCCGAUUCAGCCGCCGCCUGGUGCACCCCAGAUGCCUAACAUGCCACCUGGUGGUCCUCAGGGUCCGUAUGGCGCAGCCCCGGGAUUCGGUAUGAACAUGGGUAUGCCCACUCCUGGCUACGGUUACGGCGCUGGGCCUGCCCCUAUGGGCGGAGCUGGCAUGCCGCCCCAGCAGCAAAAUGUGGGAUAUAUGCAGGAGCAGGGCAACAACAACAACACCUCCAGACGUGGACGGGUAAGUCAAGAAUUCUAUCUUUGUAGUAGGAUGAUGGUGCACUGAAUUGUGAAAUGGGUCGCUAAUCAUCGGUUCCUGAUAUACAGAGAUAAACAAAUCCCGCUGCCUGGCACCUAAAGUGUCCACACAUCUCCGCUCCUCGGCCCUUCCAGCUCGGUAGGCGCCACAAGAUGGGCUAUGUACAACACUUCACAUCUCUUCUCUCUCACUCUUUGUGUGUAAGGGAUGAGGAAUGUUAACCUUCUGAUGUUUUAUUGUU
Molecule: messenger RNA, 3874 nt
Organism: Neurospora tetraspora
Lineage: Eukaryota; Fungi; Ascomycota; Sordariomycetes; Sordariales; Sordariaceae
Exons: 2
Coding region: 1-3660 (1219 amino acids)
Biological process (GO): nuclear-transcribed mRNA catabolic process, deadenylation-dependent decay
Molecular function (GO): RNA binding
Source: RefSeq, a predicted model, not a curated record